CCCCCCCCCCUCCUCGUAUAGUAAUCGUCAACUGUGGCCCCACCCCAGAAACCGGCCCCUGCUUCUUCCCCGCGCUCUCCAUUAUUUUCGGAUCUAGCCCUCCCGUACACCGCAGUUAGCCAAGCCGCUCCGCCUCGUUUCCAUCGCCGCCACCACCGCCUCCCCGUCCGCCUGCCGCCGCCGCCGUGUGGGAGGGGAUACCAGACUUGGGAGGUGACGGCGACGAAGCAGAGAAGGCGCCCACCCUCUCCCCUGCGGCUGUGGCUUGUGCUCGGGGAUGGAUGCGGCGACGGGCGACGGCGACGCACUGCGGCAAUGGCGAGCGACGGGCUCGGCGGGGCUGUCCCCCGCUCGAAUCCGGUGACGACGGUCGUCCUCCGCCCGGAUCCAGUGGCGGCGGGCGUCCCUCGCCUGACCUCGCACGGAUCCACCGGCGGCGGUGGGAGGAGAGCAGCGUGCGGCAGGCCACCUUGCAGUCCUCUCCUCCUCUUCCUCCUCCCGCUUCUUCCUGCCCGCUGCCGUCAUCGUGGUUGUCCUCCACCAGCUUGCCGCGUGGCCGCCGCCGUCUGCCGAUGGACGUCGACUCUGACCCGGCCGCCAAGGGCAAGCCCACCCAGAUGGACCUCGAGGACCAGACUACAGGAAUGCUCUGAAUUUGUGGAGUUUUCUGCACCUCAGCUGACGAUCAUGGGGGAGGCUGCAACUCCAGAGAGGCAGGAGGAUGUUGUCCAGGUGGCGGGUCACGCCUCGUCGACAGCAUAGAUCACACAUGGGCAGAGGAAGCUGUGGAUAGCAUGAUGGGUCUGCUAGCUGCAAGUUCAUUGGGUGGAGCUUUCUCUUGGGGGGUGCUUUUGCCUGCCAUGGCAAGGCCAGCAAGAUGGGAUGAGGCUUCAGCUGGCUAGUGAGGAUGGAGAUGAAAUCAGAAAUUUACUACCUGUGAGCUGAACUCAGGAUUUACUGCCUUUUGUAGUUAAUAAUCAGCGUCGUCGGCCCUGAUCUACGUUGCUAUAUUAGUGCUGGCAUCGAUCGGUAUUGGCAUAUGUAUUAGCGGGUGGUGUUGAUUUGAUUUUGUUUAUUAGUUUUGUGUUUUUCUGCCGAUGUAUCAUUGCGUGCAUUAUCAGAUUGUUGAUGUAACACCGACACUGGAUCAAACAAUUCAUGUUUGUAAAGAAAUUAUUAAAUUGUGGUUAGGUUAAUAAUAUGAAUCAUAAUUUUUUACCUUCA
Molecule: messenger RNA, 1224 nt
Organism: Oryza sativa Japonica Group (Japanese rice)
Lineage: Eukaryota; Viridiplantae; Streptophyta; Magnoliopsida; Poales; Poaceae
Source: RefSeq, a predicted model, not a curated record